Molecule: messenger RNA, 615 nt
Organism: Sphenostylis stenocarpa
Lineage: Eukaryota; Viridiplantae; Streptophyta; Magnoliopsida; Fabales; Fabaceae
Source: the annotation of a GenBank genome assembly
AUGAGUAAAAGAACCCUCAUGACCUCUUCUUCCUCCAACACAACCUCCCAGAAAACUGGACCUUCAACCAUGUCAGGGAAAACAUUCUCGGCGCUUGGAAACCUCGUCAAGCUUCUCCCCACCGGCACCGUCUUUCUCUUCCAGUUCCUCAUUCCCGUCGUAACCAACAACGGACACUGCACCACUCUCAACAAGUACCUCACCGGAGCGCUCCUUGUGGUGUGCGCUUUCAACUGCGCCUUCUCUUCCUUCACCGACAGCUACACCGGCAGCGACGGCGAGCGCCACUACGGCAUCGUCACUGCCAAGGGGCUGUGGCCUUCGCCUGCUUCGGAGUCCGUUGACUUGUCCCUGUAUAAGCUCCGGUUCGGGGACUUCGUGCACGCUUUCUUCUCGUUGGUUGUGUUCGCUGUGCUGGGAUUGUUUGACACCAACACUGUUCAUUGUUUCUAUCCUGAAUUCGAGUCCAGUGAGAAGCUUCUGAUGCAGGUGGUGCCUCCUAUUAUUGGAGUAGUUGCUGGCUCUGUGUUCGUUAUUUUCCCCAAUAAUCGCCAUGGAAUUGGAUACCCUACCAGUUCUGAUUCCAACGAAACUUCCCAGAAGUCUGAGACUUGA